AUGGAGAACGAAGGAGCUUAUGUCGGACUCUUCGAAUCUGUCUUUAACAGGUACAUGUCAAUCCGAGGCCGAUUUUCUGAUGGCAGGCAGACAGCCAUUUCAGACAAGAAAGUGCCUGAAACACUUAAUUUGGGUCAUGACACACGCAAUUAUCCUUCUACUACUAGCCAAUCCAACUUAUCGAAUAUUCCACCAACUACCAUCACGCAAACAGACUCCCCUGAAUUUCAACCAGAAACUGUUUACAUCAGUAGUGAUGACGAAGACGACAUGCCAUUAUUUCAUGACGCGGUGCUUAACAUUGACCCAGUUACUGAAUUCCAGGGGAGUAGUAUGAUGAACCCCAUAUCACUCGAUUCAGAAACAGAAGAAGAAGAUGAAGAUAUAGACCCACGAACCGAGGAAGAACUUUUGGCGGAAAGACGACUAGUAGCAGAAAGAUUCAAUAAAAAUUUAGUAAUAUUAAAAGAAGCUGGAAUGGAUGUCACGAUAUCCGAUCCACAUGAAUAUACAUACACCUCCAGUAAUCAAUCUGAAACCGAGGUAUCGGUACCAUCGAUACCUUCGCUUUCACUCUUAUCAUCACCCAACAACCAACUUUCCUCUACUAAAACUUCUUUCCAGACAGACGAUAGCUCUUCUGAUCUUAUUAUUGGUGGGAUGUUCAUGAACUUGGAUAGUGAUAUUGAAUGCAUUAAUAUCGAUGAUGAUGAUGACGGUAAUGCCGACAGCACUAGCAUUGACGAUGAUGGUGAUGAAGCUCUCCCAGCGAAUAAUGCUGAUAGCCACAAUGCCAAUAUAAAUAUUAUGGAAGUUGAGAGCUCUAUCGAAACCGAAGAAAAUCAAUCAAGCUCAGACGAAUCAGGCGAAUGGGAGUACGGUGAGCGUACCCCGGAUCCAAUUCCGAUCAACACGGAUAGCUCAAAUAUGGACUUUACAUAUCAAUAUGAUUCGGAUCUAACCCCAAAUACAACUGAAGAACCGGAUUGGAGCUAUGUGAAAUCACUUAAUGAUAAUACCAAAGAAUGGGUCAGACCAUCCAGAGACAUUUUGCCUUGUAGACCAAGGACUCGCUUUCCUCCCCGAACAAGUUCUUUUGAGAUGCUUGAGAUGAUUAAUGUUUAUAUAGAAUCUCUUGGCCCUUUGGACAGCUCGACUUCACAAACUGGCACGCGUGCCGCCAGCAAGGCUACACGCUCCACCCGUCGCCAAACCACUCUCAAACCCGUAUCCAGGCAAUCGUCACUAUCUUCUAUUCAACGUGUCAAACCAUAUGUGCCCUAUUACGCAUGGUAUAACUCUAAUUGGGAGGACUGGGCACAGUUUGAGCAUGGAGAUAUUAUACAUUGGCCAUUUAGCGAAUAUGAGCGAGAUAUUGUUAGAUCCAUGAUUGAACCUGGAGAACGAUUCAGGCGGCGUCUUUCAACAGUUGACUGGGUAACAAUGUCUGUAAACUUGCCAGGGCGAACAAGUGCAGAUUGUCAGCGUUACUGGAUUGAUCAUCAAGAAGAAAUACAUGGGUUUCAUCCUCAUCCUAUUAUGAUUACCAGGAAAAAAGCUCGAGACCUUAAAAAACCGACAUAUCGCCUUUUGAAAGAACGUGAAUUAUCUACAACUUUUUUACCAGUACCUCUGGAAGUCGCUGGCUGGUGCAAUCUGCAAACCAGUCGUACAUUUGGAGAUGGUAGUGGUGAUGUAUUCUCAUUGGGAAUACUCCAAAAUCCACGGUCACAUGUUCUUACAGUAGUGGCAGGAUCUACAUGUGAUUCACAAGCUGAAUACAAUAGACCUGGUAAUCUACGACUGUGGAGAGAAUCUUCAGAAGAAGUUCAGCAUUUACCGUGCCAUAACACACCAAUAACGCUUCCAGAUCGUACAACACAAGAUCUUUGGGCGAGCGUAAGCGAUGUUAAGAUAUCCGUGGAUCAGACUCUAAUAUUUUCGGCGGCUUUUGACAAUCGUGCCAUGGUGUGGUCUUCUGAUACAGGCGCAUUUCUUUCAAAACUAGGCAACUCAUAUAUCUGCGCGCGUACACUGAUAGAAUAUCACACUCAAAGAAUUAAUCAAAUUUCCGUCAAACGGGAUAUCAAAGAGAAUGUUUUGGCUACAGGUUCAGAAGAUGGUGAUGCUGUCAUUUGGUCAGUAGAUAAGACAGGCACAAAAGGCACAGGUUCCUCGUGUAUUUUGGAUUAUCCUAAUCUUGUCAAGCCAAGUAUUGAAUGUCUUGAAUUUGGUCACUUUGCAUCUGAUAAUAUUCUUUUUACUGGUGUGAGAAAUGAUCAUCUUCUACUACCGGGUCUUGUUCAAAGUUUCGAUGUAAAUACAGCCGAUAUUCUCGAGCUAUAUACAUUUGGAGAAAGUUAUAAAGGCGGUGCUAUCAGUGCCCUAGCUAUUUGUCCUGAUGCUGAGACAACGCUAGGUAAAAGCUUUGCAACAGGAAAUUAUGGUGCUGCAGAAGGAACACUAGGUGAUGGCAAUUUAUACAUACACGACUGUCGCAUCACAACGCCUGUAAUCGUUGCGCCUACCGCACACAUAGAUGUUAAUGUGGUAGCAUACAGCCCAUGUUUAAACUAUGUUGCAUCUGGAAACGCUACAAAUGAAAUUGCCAUUAUUGACGUUAGAUCCCCUGAAAAACCUCUUUAUCGUCUCUCACACGCACCAAGUACAAGAUCACGUGGUGUCUAUGAAGCAGAUAUUGGCAUCUCGGGUGUACAUUGGCUAUCUAAUGGCCGUACCCUCAUAACAAGUGGUGGCGAUGGAAUGGUUCGACUGUGGGAUAUCUUGGCCAAUGGGACCCUUUUGAAAACAUAUCAAGCUAAAAACGACAUUACCAGUUUGGCUGUCAAUGAAGAGGCUAUGGUUAUUGUAGCUGGUGUUUCUGGAUCUGGCGGGGUAGUUCAUGUAUGGGGCAGAUGA
Messenger RNA from Phycomyces blakesleeanus NRRL 1555(-), 2919 nucleotides. RefSeq names its product Homeodomain-like DNA binding domain-containing transcription factor. The coding region runs from base 1 to 2919 and encodes 972 amino acids. Gene Ontology annotation, molecular function: protein binding. The record is from RefSeq and is a predicted model, not a curated record. The transcript has 10 exons. NCBI's taxonomy places the organism in Eukaryota, Fungi, Mucoromycota, Mucoromycetes, Mucorales, Phycomycetaceae.